AAAAACAAAACCUUUUAAACCUAUUGCCCUCCUCCCAGAGUCCAAACCGGCGGCCAGUAUUAUCAGCGGAUUGUUGCGGAAUCGUGCGUUUGUCUUGCCGUUUUUUUGGAGGGCACGCAUCGUUCGUCUGGCAGGAUAUAGGGAAGAAAAAAAAACCGAAUGCAUAUCAGAGAGUCCCUUAGUAGCGUGUAGGUUCGUGCAAAACAAACGCAAACACAACAACAGCACACACAACAACAACAAAAAAACAUACAAAAAAAGGCACACAAAAAAGAAAGUCCUUUCGCCGGAUCGUUGAAUCGCCAGCGCGUCGCGGCGUCGUGUGUUUAUCAACAAGUGGAGCAGUGUGCUCGGUGGCGUCCUCGUGGUUUUACGACCGCGUGGGGAGGUUUGUGGGAGCAACAGCAAAGCGAUUGAAUUGCGGUUAAGGACCCUUUCGAGUGGUGGAAUAGCGCCAGUAGUGUGGGAAAGUUCGGUGCGGGAAAAAAGGAAAACAGUAAGCCAUGAAACGCAGGAACGACUAUAAGGUGGCGAUGGCCGAAAGCGUCGAGCUGGAACCGUUAGGUGGAAUGGAUAAGCUCUCGGAGACGGACAGCAAGAAGCGCAACGGCAUAAACAAAUUCGGAGGCGACAGCUCGUCACGCCCGGUCCGCGAUGGGGUGGCCGUUUGUUCACAAAAGCGGGCCCUUUUUGUGACGGCAAUUGUCCUCGGGACAUUACUGGCGACGGCCCUAGUGAUAGCUUACGCGGGUCCUCAAACAGUUUGUCCAUGUGCUGGAAAAAUACCGCCCGGGUACGUGCCCGAUGGGUACAACAGCUCGGAACCAUUUCAACCGAUCGCGACCAACGGGCAGCCGUUUCCGUGGCUGUUACCAACGUUACCGAACAACGUGAAACCGAAUCGGUACAUUCUAACGAUACACCCCAAUCUAACGACGCUGGAUGUUAAAGGUCAGGUAUCGAUAGAGCUGUUCGUGGAAAAGGAAACCAACUUCGUGGUUCUGCACGCACAGGAUCUAAACAUCACCGAGAAGGCGCUGGUGGGCCCGAAAGGAUUUGCGCUGAAAAUUCUCCGCAUGCUUGAGUACACACCGCGCCAGCAGCUGUACAUCGAGACGCGUGAAAAGCUGCGGAAAAAGGCCAAUUACACGCUCAGCAUACGGUGGCACUCGAAAAUGAUACUGGACCAGUUUGAGGGAGAUUUCGACAUGAAGAAGACUCUGGCGGCUACGGUGUUGAAGCCUGGUAGUACAAGGAAGGCGUUUCCGUGCUUUGACGAGCCGCAUUUGAGGGCUGCAUUCAAAAUAUCGCUCUUUCGCGAUCGGUUCCAUAUAGGGUUGUCGAAUUCCAUCGUGCAGGACACUGACGACGUUGGCUUUUACAUGGGCACUGGAUUGCUGAGAGAUGAUUUCGCUGAAACUCCACCAUUGCCACCGGAUUCUGUGUCCUGGGUGAUCAGUGAUUUUAAGCGAGAAUUGCUUAAACCAUCCGCUAAAUAUCUGCGCGUGAACGCGAGCAACACCGAUGCUGAGAGCGUGGCCGCAGGAAAAUCGGCACCCGACACAGCUACCCAGGCUGGACCGAGCAAUGGAAAACCACCUGCUGGCAAGGUCGGAAAAACGGAGAAGAAACCAUUCCGUAACCUAACCACGGUGUUGCUGUCGAAGAACCUGUUCAAGCUCACUAGCAACCUGCCGACGAAGGAACCUGCCGUGAGUGAACCCGUCACUGCGAGUCCUGUUGAUGUAGGGAUGGCAGUCAAGUCGACACCUGAGCAGGACGCACUGUGGAAUGGUGAUACUUCCAUGAUCCGAACGGCGCCGGCUUACUCAUUCUACGCCCCAGAAACGCACAUCGCUAAGGGUACCUUUAUAUUGCACACAUCACGGGACAUCCUGGAGUACCUGCAGCAGUGGCUUUCGGUGGCAUAUCCACUCUCGAAGCUCGACUUUGUGGCUCUGCCCUCGCUGCUUGAUGAUCUUUCCAGCUCACUCGGACUCAUCGUGUGCCGGACGUCAUUUCUGAACGAACCGACAGCCAUCUCCUCCAAGGAGUACCACAUGUCGGUAGUGAAGAUAUCCGAGGGCAUCGUGAAGCAAUACUUUGGGGGAUUGAUAUCACCGAAAGCCUGGAAGCACAAGUGGCUCUGGGAAGGACUGAUACGCUACCUGAGCAGGUUCUUGCUCGCCACCAUCCAACCACUGUGGCCGAUGAAGGAGCUGUUCCUGAUAGACACCCUCACGAAGGCGCUCGAUAUUGACGCCUUGCAGGGUUGGGACAGCAUAAGUGCCGGAGCGAGUGACACCGGCGACAAUGAUCCGUUUUAUGUGGACAAAUCGGCGGCCCUGCUGUCGAUGUUGCAGUCCGCGAUCGGUGAGCGCAACUUCCGCCAGUGUUUGGGGAAGUUCCUGAAGACGUACCAGUUCCAGACGGCGGAACCGAGCGACCUGUGGGCGAUCUGCUCGAAGCAGGUGAACAACAGCCGAUACGUGCGGGAGAUGAUGAACCAGUGGACCAACACGGCCGCCUUUCCGCUGCUGAACGUAACGAUGAACGGGACCAGUCUCAUUGUGAGGCAGACCGGAUUCCGGCCCGCCGAGUACCUGGCAAUCUACGACGAACCGAUGGAGGAAAUCGAACGAGACGGAGACACGACGAUGAAACCCACAACGACUGCGACUUCGCCGACGGAUGCCACGGGCAGGGAUCCUGCCGGAUCUCGGUGGAUCUUUCCCAUCCACUACAUUACGGAUGUGCUGAACACCAACGAUACGGCUGAGGAGGAUAAAGAGCAACCGAGCCUGAUCACCUGGCUAAACUCGAGCGAAGUGAUCAUUACACUGAAUCAUACAGCACAAUGGAUCAAGCUUAAUCACGGCCAAACGGGAUACUAUCGUGUUCUAUACGAUGAAGCCAACUGGGCGAAGCUGGUCGAACAGAUGCACAUCAACAAUGCCGUUUUCAGUACACAGGACCGCGUUGGGUUAGUUUCGGACAUCUUCACCCUGUGCCACGCCAACCUGAUACCCUGUCACGCUGCCAUGGAGCUAAUAUCGUACUUCCCGAAGGAAAAGGAAUGGGGUCCGAUCGUGUUAGGCACAAGCCAUCUGGAGAAGUGGCGCAAGAUCCUGAAGUACUCCGAAUGCUACCUAGUGUUGGCUGAGUACGUCCGUCAGAAUCUCGCGAAAUCGAUCCAAGAGCUCGGCUGGGAGGAUAAGGGCGAGGACGAAGCCAAACUACUGCGUCCGGUGCUGAUGCUUAGUGCGGCGCUCUGGGAAGAAGCGGACACGAUCAAAUUUGCCAAGGGACUGGUGACCAACUUUACCACGAACUCCGUACCGAUACCUCCAAAUUUGCGGGCCGUGGCCUACAUCGGAUCGGUUCUGUCCGGAGAGUUCCAGUACUGGCAGUUUUGCUGGGAUCGCUACAUCGCCGUGCGGCGUGAGAAAAGCUCGGUGUUGGAGGAACGCAUGGAACUGCUGCGAUCGCUAGGAGUCACCAAGGACGCUUGGCUACAGAAUCGACUACUGUCGCACGUUAUCACGCUGCCGGUGUUUGAGAUCGUGCAGGUGUUGGAGGCGAUUGCCGGUACGCCGACGGGCGGUGCGAUGGCUUGCCGGUUUUUGCAGGCAAAGUGGUACGAUUUCCAGUCAAAGCUUGGUCGAGGUACGGUGCAAUUUGCGCGCGUCAUUUCCGCCAUUACGCAGUACGGCUCAACGAAGUUUGACUACGAUGAGCUAAAAUCCCUGGUGGAGCGUUUCGGAGACGGACCAGGUCUGAAGCUUCUCAACAUGACGCUCAGUACGGUGGCAGCCAACGUGGAAUGGGUGAGCCGAUCGCAGGCUUCCAUAUACAGCUGGAUCGAGAGCAAAUAUCACUUUUGAUUGAAGAGGCGAACGACGGGCGGCAAGGAGUAGAUUUCUUUUAUAUGAUAGUCCAAGGGUUUUCCAUCUAUUCGCAAACUAUGUUUCGUUUUUCCUUCUUCAUUACUGACAUACUUUGGGAGACCUAGUUUCGCGAUACGAAUUUUGAGGACAGACAACACACACCCACAUACACUCACACCAAAGCGAGCGAACAGGAAGAUGAAAGAGUGAAAGUGGGUCUAAGGAGCAGGUAGCAAAAGACAAGACAAAGAGAUAGUGAAACCGAAGGACAAUUUCGAGGACAAGCAAAAAAGCGGCAAGAAUGCAUUUAUCGUAGUACAAUCUCAAGACUCCUUUUAUAGAUACCAAGAGGACGACGCGUGCAGGAGGCGAAGUGUUCUUCAAUCUUCCACUGUCUACGUUUAGGUAUAUAGGUGUAAAUAUAUAUAUUCGAUAACAUAUAAGUUACCAAAGAAUGCAAAGAAUAGUUUGUGUGAUCGACAAUUUAUAUCGUAUAUCUCGCCAGUAAAAGUAAGAAACAUAGCGAAAACCAGGAAACGAAAAUCAUAACAACCGAAACCGCAGUACCGAUAGUGAUUGGAUGGGGGGUGGGCACAUCGUCGGCAGCAAACCCUUUGGUGUGUUGUUCUUUCAUGUGCGUUUAGCUAUUUAGGCUGUUUUGUGCUGAAUAUGCCCGCUCGGUGUAUGCAACGCACCUCUUCGACUGGGUGGACUUCUCCUUAAUGUGCUUGUUUGAGCUAUGUACAAAAAUUAAGGGGAGGAACGGCGAAUCGAAAAUCAGAGCAGGGGCUGCUAGUAAUGAGUAUUUAACAACAAUCCUAGGUUCGGUGUUCAGUGUGUGCAAAUCCGCCUGAAUGUCGCAAUUAUGCAGCAGCGUCAGCGAUUUAUGUUGAAUAUAUGAAUAAUCAGUGUUCAGUAUUGAUUUAGUGCAUAUAUCAUCUCUCAAACUCGUGUACUUUCCUUUGCAGGUUAAACAAAAAAAAUGGAACAAGCAAUCUUAAAGCCGCAUACCAUUGAGAACAAAGAAAUAAAAAUG
Messenger RNA from Anopheles nili, 4923 nucleotides. RefSeq names its product glutamyl aminopeptidase. Bases 504 to 3884 code for a protein of 1126 amino acids. Gene Ontology annotation, biological process: proteolysis; peptide catabolic process. Gene Ontology annotation, cellular component: cytoplasm. Gene Ontology annotation, molecular function: metalloaminopeptidase activity; zinc ion binding; peptide binding. The record is from RefSeq and is a predicted model, not a curated record. The transcript has 11 exons. Lineage: Eukaryota; Metazoa; Arthropoda; Insecta; Diptera; Culicidae.